This is a messenger RNA of Sphaerulina musiva SO2202, 2916 nucleotides long. RefSeq lists its product as uncharacterized. Bases 538 to 2916 code for a protein of 792 amino acids. Lineage: Eukaryota; Fungi; Ascomycota; Dothideomycetes; Mycosphaerellales; Mycosphaerellaceae. The record is from RefSeq and is a predicted model, not a curated record. The transcript is spliced from 4 exons. Gene Ontology annotation, molecular function: RNA polymerase II cis-regulatory region sequence-specific DNA binding; DNA-binding transcription factor activity, RNA polymerase II-specific. Gene Ontology annotation, biological process: negative regulation of transcription by RNA polymerase II; anatomical structure morphogenesis; cell differentiation.
GUCGGUGUCUCGUGUCGCCAUGGCAUGGCCAGGAUUGCAACACAUCUAUCGGUCAUCCCAGCGUGCGGGAGACCUGGCGAGGCGGAUCACGAUGAGGAGGGUAUGGCCCAUCUUCAUUCACGAUUCGCAUUGUAUUGUGCGUUGUGAGCAUUUCUUGGGAACCGCCUCCUUGCAUGCUCACCGCCCUAGGAAUGUCUCAACUUUCAUUCACACACGUCUCGCCGCUAUGGCUGGGCCGCUUUCGGAUCCGCGGGUUCCAACAAAGAAACAAAGAAAACACUGCAUACACAUCCAUCCCGCAACAAUCGCAGCAUUGCGCGAGGCAGAAGAGGGCCGUGCUCGUCAUUGGACAAAGGAGCGCAUGCCACCGUGGGCGUGGAAUAAUAGACACAACGAUAAUUCUUGCGUUUCUUUGCAAUAAUGGCACGUCUGGACCCGUCACGCGCCUCUAUUGGUGCGUAGGUAGCAGGGCUUUCAUUGUCGAGUGGGAAUGCCAGUGGAACAAGAGGACGGUGAGACCCCGCUGUCUCGUCUCCGAUGUCUGCUUCACUCCACGAUUUACCGCUGCCCCUGCUUCCUCCGCAUCGACAGUGGAAUCAACCGCAUCAGCCUGUGCAAACGCUGCACUCCGCCAAUGCUCCCUCACACAUCGUCUUCACGAGACAGCUGUGGCAGAGAACCAUGUCCGGCGGCUCCCACCCAGCUAAUGACGCUGUCUUGAACCAGUCUCAAGCUCAGGAUACACGAGGCAGCAGCCAUAAUAUUACUACAGGUUCCAGUCGGCGCACGUCGUCCUCCGUCUCCUCGCGCUCCCGCCGACGCUCUUCAAGUCCCUCUGGCCGAGAUCCAACCAAGACUCCAUUGACGCCUGAAGAGAGCCCCCCUUUCAGUCGGACAACAAGAAAGCGGACCGCUGGCAUUGUGGAGGCCGAGGACAAAGACCUCACUCUCCCCAACGCGUACUCGGCGCAUCCGACUUGCGACGGCGGCGAAGUACACGUCUGCAUCUGCCAACCAGAGCCCAAGAUCCCGAGACCCAGGAACGCCUUCAUUCUGUAUCGCCAGAACCAACAGGCCCAAGUCGUCGCUCAAAAUCCCGGUCUCGCGAACCCGGAGAUUUCCAAAAUCAUCGGCGAGCAGUGGCAGAACCAAGCUCCAGAGGUCAAAGCAAGGUGGAAAGCGCUUGCUGAAGAGGAGAAGGUCCGCCACCAACAGCAAUACCCCUCCUAUCGUUACCAGCCCAAGCGCAGCAAUCGAAGAGGCAGCGUGUCAUCAGAGCCAGCAUCGGGAGUUGAGAAGGCUCGCUGUCACAAGUGUGGCGGGAAGAGCAUAUUGGCCCCAUCGACACCGUACACAGCCAGCAAUAGUCCAGCGACAGCCAACACACCGGGCCCCCUCGCUACGCCGGUCACCAGAACACUGCCCGUGUUCCGGGACCUCAGUCUCCAAUCACCAGCAGCAAGACGGUCUGGCCGCUUCCCCAGCAGCACCAUGUCUCCUAACCAUCACGACGAGCGCGACGAUCUCGGUCCUCUCAGUCCCGAACUCAAGCGGCGGCGGUAUAAUAACAUCAGUGAGCACUCCAAUCCUAUGACUUCACGCCCACCGCCACCACGGUAUGUGACUGCACCGCCUCCGGGAGUGCACGUUGGCCCUGGCACGCCAUUUCCCUUUAACCAGACACCUCCUUCGCAUCCAUAUCCACCAGCGGCAGCACACGCGCGGCGCGAAUCGCUCCCUGGACUGCGCGGUGUGGUGAGUUCUCCUGGACCCAUGGCACCACCUCCCAGACCUGGACCAGGCUAUGCGCAACACCGCUUGUCCCAAGGACACGUAGGAGCACAUGACCGAUCAUUGACACUGCCACCAUUACAAACCAACAGCGCUGGUGUUGCUCCUGGUCCGAUGACAUCUAGCGGCGGUGUCAAGAGUGUGAAAGAGUCCAUCAUGAGCCUGGACUUUUGGUACAAGAUCAAUGUGUUGGGUAAAGUUGCGCCGCCCACACCAGUCAGAAAGUCAGCGCCUCGGGGACCUCUAGUCGCCAUCGAGGGUGACAAUCUCGAGGCUGUCAAGACUCUUGCCAAUUGGCUGAGUAACACAUUGGGCAAAGGAGAGGAUCUGAAUGUAAAGCAGCUCGACGGGCCUGCGGUGAGCUGCGAAGGCAGUAAGCAGCAGAUCAUGGCGCGAUAUCACCGCCUGGCAGCAGAUUGGCUGUUGAAGAGCAGCAGUAUCACAGAGUCGCUGAUGAUGGGCGCGAUAUCACCGACUGAUUCUGUCAUGGUCGACGCUCCUUCCACCCUGCCCAAAGCCAAAGGCAGAGCGCCCAUCGAUGAGAAUUACGACGACAGCAACGACUCGGAGGCCAAUACGAACAGAGCGUCGCCUGAUCGAGUAGCCGCACGCGCUCACGGUGCGGAACCCUCGGAGACUGAUCGAUAUGGCGACGAGGCUGAGCAGGUGGAAGGAGGACAUUCAUCAUCCACACGCAAAGCCUCCAGCUCGAGCAAAGGCUCGUCCGCGCCCAACAGCAGCACUAAGCCAGUGGGCAUCAUCGCCAAUUACUCCCUGCACGCCAGCAAUUUCUUCGCCUGCCAUAUUCCCAUUGAGUCCUAUGCACAGUACUCGCCCAAGGAUCACUGGGAGUGGACCGCCACACACUGGCGCGGCAUCAUCAGUCCCGAUUUGACCAUCUACGUCAAAGACAGUGCCGUGGCCGAGAGUGGCAAGCCCACGGUCGAGAUCAUGGAGCCCGGUAGCCUAUUUGUGGUGAAGAGGAGCAAGGGGGAAGGUAAAGACACGUUUGAUGUCGAGGCUUCCACACUGAGACGUCUUGGCUUCGAAGUCAGCGAAUGGGUGCGUGGGUUUGGCGAGAACGCUCUUUACGGUAGAUUAGAUGGCGACACGCCUGGCCAGUGA